UAGUGGCCCUCCUGUGUGGCUGUGGGGAGUCGCUGUCUAUUUCGCUUCACUAUAUUUCAACGACUUUUUAUCACAGUGUUAAGAUUCAUUACGCUCUAGGUCAGAUUUUGUCUUGUUUUUGUCCAGAUUUUGUCAGGAUAUCAGUUUAAUUGUCUCUAAGCCUCGUUUAAAAUCGGUAGAAAUCAUUAAGGGGGAUUUUGAUCAUAUGUUAAGUUUUUGAGUAUUUUAAUUCCCAUUUUGACUUAAUUACGAUCAAAUCUAAACCAAUUCUGGCCAAAAAAUUCAAGAUCUCGAAAAAAUCUACAGAAUUCAACAACAAUUUCAAAUAAUCUAAACUCGAACUGAAUAAGAGUGAAACAGUAGAAAAUAAAGGUGAUUAAUUGUCGACUGAAGACUGGAAUACAACUUAAGAAAACCAUAACAAACAUUUACAAGACCUUGACUAGACUGAUGGGAACUUUGACUCGACUACGAUCAAAAUUUCGACAAGGUACUCGACCAAAUCUCGACCGAAUCACCUCCCAGUUCUCGACCAAACUAGAAACUAUCAAUGAAAACUUGGGCAGAGACUAUCCAAAAGCAGAACCAGAAAUAAUUGUUGUCAAAAGCCUAUCAGAGGUUGACCGAUGAUACAUUGUCUUCCCUUUGAGCCUUGAGUUGAAGUUCCCACAAGAACGAGACACUCACCCCGUCAAGGAAGACACUCACCCCGUCAAGGAAGACACUCACCCCGUCAAGGAAGACAUACACCCCAUUAAGGAGGAAGGGGCUGUCCCAAGUCUUUAAAUAAUUCAUUGAUUUUAUUUAAAAGUCAACUGCUGGUCGUUUACAAGGCCAUAAAAAGACUACUGCCGCGUAUCACUAUAACUCCUAAGAAAAAAAGUUAACCACAGAACCAUACGACUUAAUCCACCUCUUUAACGGCGAUAUAAAUAAAACUAUUCCGUGAUAAGAAAGUGAGAGGAAUAGAUAUAUCAGAUUAAAUUCACACCUGGGGUCCUACUUUAAGUCAAGCUUGACGGAGCGACAGUCGACCUAGAUCAUAUGUACACCCGUUAGCGAGGCAGCCAGGCAGUCUGCUGGAAGGAUACCUCGGGGUAGGUUGGCCAGACAGCCUCACAGAUCAGCAGAGAAGCUGUUAGAAAGUCAGCCAAGAGAGCAGACCAACAGACAGUCAAUUCCACAGACCCUACAGACAAGCAGACAAUUAUUCCGACAGACAUACAGACAAUCAUUCGUAUAGUCAAGGAGUGAGAAAACCAAGACCCGCCUUCAAGAUGCUGAGUUCAAGCAUCAGUCGGUUCGCCGGCAAACAGUCGGAUUCCCCACCAGGAGGCUCUAAACAGGAGGAUGAUAUGGAUGACUUCAGUCUUCACGUCCAGAGGUACCGACCAGAGGAACUCGACAAGCUGACCAAGACGACCAAGUUUACCAAGAAGGAGAUACAGCUUAUAUACCGAGGCUUCAAGCAGGAGUGCCCAACGGGUCUGGUGGACGAGGAAGGAUUUAAGGGCAUCUUCACCCAGUUCUUCCCCCAAGGAGACGCGACACAGUACGCCCAUUACGUGUUUAAUACCUUCAAGCACAACAACCACGGCCAGAUCAGCUUUGAGGACUUCCUAGGGGCACUGUCGACUGUGUCUCGGGGCAGCACACAGGAGAAGCUACAAUGGAUCUUUGGGCUGUACGAUGUAAACAACGACGGACUCAUCACCAAGUCGGAGAUGGUGGAUGUGGUGACGGCGAUCUAUGAGAUGUUGGGCCGGUCUACCGAGCCCCAGGUCGAGGACAACUCAGCCAAGGACCACGUCGAUAAAAUCUUCCAUUUGAUUGACAUUAACCAGGACGGGGCCAUCACCAUAGAGGAGUUGGCCGAGUGGGUGUCGCGGGAUGAGACCAUCGUGCAGAGUCUGGCCAUGAUGGACACUGUUCUCUACACCCGCCGCGACCCCGCCCACCCACCGCCCACACGGCCAUCCCUUAGCCAACCAUGAGCCGCCGCCCACCCGCACCCUCCUCUCGACGGUGUUGGUGAUACUACUGCUGCGGCCGCUGCUGCUGCUAUUGCUGUUGCUGCUGCUGCUGCCCCUGGUGCUGUUGUGGCAGCUGGUGGUACUGCUAUUAUUGCUGCUCCUGAUGCUGCUGUUGUUCCUGACGGCGCUGCUGCUGCUGCUGACGUUAACCAUGUUUCUGCUGUUGCUGCGGCCGCCACUCCUCUCCCUCACCGCUGUGUCCGCAUUGCAGCUGCGGCACCUGGCACAGCUGCGGCUCCCCCUGUGGCUGGCUCCCCCACCUGCACUGUCCGUUCAGUGAGCUUCGCGAAGGGACGGAUCAUGUCCCGGGCUGCCACCAUUGACGUCACCACAUCCGGGACGACCACCACGAUCAUCGCAGCUGGCGGCGUCGUACCAGAGUCUCACGCAGCUGCUGUCCCCACUACUACUAUCCCUUACACCGCAGUCACCAUAGAAACGACCUCUGGUGAUACUGCCUCUCAUACUCAAGCUAAGGCGAACACUGCCUCUCCUACUCCCUCUCGCGCCUCUAAUUCCUCUUCCACUGCCUCUUCUUUAUCAUCUCCUCCUCCUACUACUCCUCGCUCCACUACCUCCUCCACAGGUAACUCACUCACGUCUACCUGUAGUGACAGUGCUCCCCGAGCUGUUAAGUCUCGUGUAGGUAGUAACUCAGCCACGUCUCAUCCUGCCACUCUUCCUCGCGCCUCGUCAACCACGUCAGCGCCUGGGAGCUCCCGCAGAAGAGCUACCUGAAGCACCCUCGUCAUCCACCCUUGUCACCCACCCCCUUUGUCAACCACUCUCGUCACCCACUUUCGUCAACCCACUCUCGUCACCCACUUUCGUCAACCCACCUCGUCACCCACCUUAGUCACCCACCUUGUCGCCCACCUCCUUCUAUCCCUGUCACUACCAAAGCAACUUAGUUUAUUAAUUAUAAAACAUCGCAUCUCCACUAAAGUUUAAGUGAGCAGGCGUUUCACUUAUAAACCCACUUAAAGCGACUAUUGAAAGUAUUUUUCUCACAUUCUCUCACUUAUGUGUCUACAUGAGAGACUACAUUAGAAUUUACAUCUACUUAACUGUUAUAAGUAGAUAGAUAACUCACGUCUUUAUCUAAGUGAAUAUUUAAGUAGUUCAUUUAUAAUUACGGUAAUAAGAUGAGGUUUAUUAGGGUGUGUUAGGGAGGGGGUCGUGUGUGUGUGUGUCUCAGUAAGUCGACAGAGAUGAUCCGCCCAGUGACGUUUUGAUUGGCCACAGCAAAUCAACAACCACCAAGAAUGACUUUGACAAUCACUCAACAGAUUCCAAUCAUCCUCCCAGGAUUAGCUAAGCCUCAUUGCUCCUACAUAGCAAACUGUAGUUAUUGAUUUUGUAUAUUUUAAACUUUUGGAGCAAAUUUAGGAAAGAAUUAAACUCGGGUUAAGAGAAUGAGUCAGAGGCCAAUGAGAGUGUUAGGCCGUAGAGGAAGUUAUUUAUAUCAAUACUGUCACUUGCAUGUCUCUCU
Homarus americanus (American lobster) is the source of this 3525-nucleotide messenger RNA. RefSeq names its product Kv channel-interacting protein 4-like. NCBI's taxonomy places the organism in Eukaryota, Metazoa, Arthropoda, Malacostraca, Decapoda, Nephropidae. Gene Ontology annotation, molecular function: calcium ion binding. The record is from RefSeq and is a predicted model, not a curated record. The transcript is spliced from 6 exons. Bases 1278 to 1994 code for a protein of 238 amino acids.